This is a messenger RNA of Microthlaspi erraticum, 510 nucleotides long. Lineage: Eukaryota; Viridiplantae; Streptophyta; Magnoliopsida; Brassicales; Brassicaceae. The record is from the annotation of a GenBank genome assembly.
AUGGAUGCACCACGCACCUACAAGAAGCUUCUUACGUAUGAUAAGGUCUUGAGGAAGAGGUAUACAGUUUCAGGACUUGGGCCGAGGACUCACGAUUCUGAAAUUUUGGUCAAAGUUUUGCGUUUUUGGCUAAACGAUCACCCAACUUCUGCUAAAAGAUUAGAGCUCAUACUAUCUGAUGAAGAGGGAGAGAAGAUUCAAGCAACUGUGCAUGUUUCCGUUUAUGAGGCUUAUGAUUGCAAGGUCAACGAGGGAGAUUGGAUUCUCAUUAAGAAUUUCGAUGUCACUACUCAGACAGGACAUUGUAGAGCUACUUGGCAUCUAAAUCGAAUAUACUUGAUGCCAACAACAAUCAUCACAAAGAUCUUUUUCGCUAGCGUAAGAAACUUCUUCAAUUUCGUUGAUUUUGAAAAAAUCAUAGAUCGUUCAGACUGCGAUGAUUAUUUAGUAGAUUUGAUAGGAGAGGUUGUCAAUAUAAGUGAAUCUACUAUUGGAAAGAGGCUUGAUUGA